GGUGCCUGCCACCAGCCUUAUACUUUUAAUCACCUGAUUUUUUUAAAAAGGAGAAAAAAUAAAAACAAAGAUGAAAGUGAAACCAGUUUUGUGCUUCCUGCUUUGACUGCAAAUUCAGUUCUCUCUCACACUUACCAAGCCAAAGCCUGGGCUGGAGCUGCCAGUAAGCAGUUGACCAGUCUCAGGGAACGAACCUACUUUCCAUGCACAUCUCUCAGCAGCAAUCUGAAGACAGGAACUUAGCCUUUGGACACAACCAUGGCCACAGCAGAACACACCCCUGUCGAUCCUGUUCCCAGAGACAAAAGGACGCAAGAUCUCCAAGAGAUGCUGGAAGAAGUAGGCCUGACUGUUGAGUACUGGCUUCUUAAGCUUCAGGAAGACCUGGGUGUGACAUGUCCCCAGGCCUUACAACACAUAGAAGAAAAAGACCUCCAGAAGCUGAAAUCCCAGGCAAAAUAUCCAUGGGAGGAAAGGGCCUUGGAAAAGCUUCUGAACCUGGCACACUCAAAUAGACUGUCAGAGUUACAGAAGUCUCGGAUAGAGAAGAGAAAUAAAAAGCAAGAGCAGGCAGCACAAGCGCUGAAGGAGCUGAAGGACUUGAUGUCACAAGGAAAGCAGCGAAACACAGAAGCAGUAAUGAGCAAACAAGCAGAGCUGAGGGAAGCAAUGGACAUCCCCAAAGAGUACUGGCUACCUUCUAAAACAUCCCUAAAAGAAGUCAUAGACAACAUGCAGAAACAACUUGAACUCACAAACCUGGAACUAUCCCAGCGGGAAAAUCUCCCAGAUAAAGAUUUGGUGAGCUGGGCAUCUGGAGGGCUGGCCCUCCAUGGAAUUUACAAAACCACUGACCAAGGGGGCCUGAUGGAGAAGAAUGAGAACCUACUCAAAGUCCCCAGAGACUUCUCACUCUUUGGUCCUAGGCAGGGCAUACGAAUGGAAACAGUAGAAUUUACAUCUUAUGAAGAAGAAUCCAUGUUCACUAAGAAAAUAGAGAAGGGGGGAUUUAGUGCAAUUAUCUCAGGCAAGGGUGAAGGUUGGGGAGGUAGUCUCGAAGCUGGUUUUGGUGGCAGCAUACAUUCAAAAUACAAGACAACUCGACGAAAACAUUCUGAGCAUUCUUAUUUGUGCUCAACCAAGUUCAGCUACAUCCCCCUGGCCUCCUGCUACUUUGCCAUUGAUCAGCUCCAGUUAUCCAAGGCUGCUCUCCAGGAAUUAAAAUACAUUGAAGACCUUCUGGAUAAGACAACAGGCUCAGACAGAUCCUCCUUACUGAGACACAGGGCUAAAAGCUUCUUCCACAGGUUUGGCUCUCAUGCUAACCAAGGCCCUCUGCACCUGGGGGGCAUCUACUGGUGGAAAGCCGUUUCAGAGGGUUUCCACAGUGAGCAGUUGAAAGAAGUGAAACAGCAGUCAGCAAAGGCCCUGGAUGCUUUCAUAAGUGGCAGCUUCGGUACACCUAUAGCGAAAGGUGCUGGAGGUGUGAAUGUGUCAGGCUCUGAUUCAAACACAACCUCUCAGAAUAAAACUUCCAAAAAUCUCCAAGCUGAAGUCCAAUUUUCUGUGGCCCAGACAGGUGGCCCACCAGAAGCAAAUGGCUUUGUCCAGUGGAAAGCUGGCCUCAUUGCCAGCAAUCAAACCUGGUUUGUCAUUGACCGGGGACUUCAUCUGGUACCCAUUUGGGACAUCAUCCUCUUCAACCACAGAAGUGAUUUUAAGUAUCCUCAAGGGGUGGCUGACUAUCUGAAAGCCUGCUACAUUACUAUGACUCGCCGUACUGCCCACAUCCAGGAUGAAGAGGAAUUACUAAGUGAUAGGAUGAAGGGCAGGGCUUUCCUAGAGGAUGAGAAAUCUUGGAAGAUACCUACUUUAGGUGAGCUGUUUAAAAAACUGAAAAUCUCAAGCAAAUAGUUGAGUAAACUAUAGAAAGUCAUCACCCUUGGAUUUACAUAUGCCUCACAGAUUGGGAUCUGAGAAUUUUCUAGUAAAAAUUGUCAACUUUUGCAGAGACUCCCAAUUAUAAAACUAAAUUUAUUAAAUCUCAGUUGGAUGUCCUCUGGAUCCUCACAUAUACAGAGUAACAAACUUCCCUCAGGCUCACUCCCUCGUGCACUGGAUCUAUGAGUCAGAGCCAGAGCAAGAACAAGUCAACAUUUCCCAAUUUUCUGAAUUAAUUAAAAUCUUAAAAGAAGCCCAGAAUGACCUCAUGGAAGCAAAGGUCAAAUCUGAGUCCCCAGAAACAGUGGAGAAAUCUCAAAGAGAGGCCACUUAUGAGGUCGGCAGGGCUCUCCGCUGCUUAUUGAAUAACCUCCAAGAAACAGACCAGCCAGACACACAGCUCUUGCUACUUUCCAUUGCAGCUGGUGCAGGAUAUCAUGUGGAAAACAAUACUUUCCAGCAUCUCCUUGGGUGUGAUGAGUUAAACUUCCUACUGGAUGAAAUUCAAACUGCACAGAAUAAAUACCAGGAGCUCAAAAAUAUUUGCAGCUACAGGGCUCAAGCAUUCCUGGUGCUCACAGUUCUGACAGCCACAGCUGGAGUCACAGCUAUAUCUCCAAAAGAGAAAACACAACGCAUGGCAUUAAUAAGACAUCACAUGGGAAACUCAUUUUCUCAAGAAGUUGAACAUGUUCUCACCAAACCUGGAGCAGAUCAUGAUUGGGAAAACCUCGAGAAAGACUUACAAUUGCUUAUUGAUGGAGAUUACGAAGGCACCAUCUCUUCUUUGCAAGUGGAAGAGGUGAGAAAACAAUUGCAGAGUCUCUUCCAUGGAAAGAAACAGCACUCUAAACCACAUGAUAAUGAAAAUAAGAAAUGGGAGAUGAUAGAAAAUGGAGCCUUCCUAGACUUACUCCAGCGUCUAGGCCUAGAACAUGACUACCCAAAAAGGAUGAGCAGAGCUAACUUCCAUCUGAUCUACAAGACUUCUGUGUACAAAACCCAGCCCAGCUCUGAACGGGAGCUUCCCUUCUAUUUCCUGCAGAAGCUGAUGAUGCUAGACUAUAAGCUGAGAUACCUGGUCUUCAAAGAUGAUCGAAACCCAGAACACCAAGUCUAUCCAAGUGCCUCUAAUCAGGAAAAUGAGGUGUUUGAUCCAUUUGAAGACAGUGGUAGUCCCACUAAGCCUUCAGACACUAAACUUUGACCCCACAUUCACCCAAUGGAUAUUCAGAUGGCAAUUUUUCACUGUGCAGAUGAUUUUGCCAGACAAUAUACUUUAGCCAAACUUUCCAUUUGUCAGUUUGCCCUCCCUCUUGUGGUGCCUAAUCCCUGCACUUCUCAAAUUGAAUUUUCUCUGUGGUCACUCAGACAAAUUAGGAGAAGCUGGCAGCAAGGGAAGAAGAGCAGUUACAAAACUCAGCAGAUGUGUCGUGUCUCUACCCCUAUUGUGUCCUUUAUUAGAGUUGGAAAUGGCUUCUCUGCUUCCAAAUCUCAGAUCGUGAACUGUCUUCUCAGUAAACAUAAACAUGAUGUGUUUUUUCACCGACACUUCAGAGGUAGCAGCAAAGAUUUAUUGCUGGGCUUUAUUUCUUCUAAAGGCUCUAUGGGACAAUCCAUUUCUUUGCCAUUUCCUGCUUCUAGAAACUGGCUGUAUUCCUAGACUGAUGACACCUUUCCAUCUUCAAAGCCAGCAAUGGCCUGUCAAGGAUUUUGCUGUGCCAUUCUACCACUGAUCCUACUGCCUCACUUUUGUGAUCGCAGUGGGCCCUUGUGAUUACAUUGGGCCCACCUGGAUGAUGUCCUUAUAUCUGACAUUGAUAAUUGAAUUGCAUUUGCAAAGUCCUUUUUGCCAUAUAAGAUAAUAUAUUCCCAGGUUCCAGGGAUUAGGAUGUGGACAAUUUUGGCAGCCCUUUAUUUAUCAAUAUCACACUGAAAGAGAGAAUAACUCUCAAUGAUUCAGGCAGCUAUAAAAGAUGAGUUAAUCGUUUUCUUUUUUACUUUCUUAAACCAAAAUAUAACAGUUACACUAAAAAAAAUUA
This is a messenger RNA of Lemur catta (Ring-tailed lemur), 3983 nucleotides long. RefSeq names its product interferon-induced very large GTPase 1-like. Bases 259 to 1914 code for a protein of 551 amino acids. The transcript is spliced from 2 exons. Lineage: Eukaryota; Metazoa; Chordata; Mammalia; Primates; Lemuridae. The record is from RefSeq and is a predicted model, not a curated record.